GUCACCAUCUGCAGCUCAGACUCACCAUGCUGUGGUUUCUGCUGCUGAACUGUGCGCUCUGCAUGGGAGGACACUCUGCAGCAGGACAGAGAGAUGGGGAAAUUAUCAGUCAGAUAAAAAUGACAAACUUCGCACUGGAUGAGAUUAAAGAGCUUUUGAAACAACAGAUAAAAGAGAUUGUUUUCCUGAAGAACACAGUGAUGGAGUGUGAAGCCUGUGGAAUGCAGCCUCGUCCCUCCUGCGUGCCGAACCCCUGCCACCCAGGGGUGAAGUGCAAGGACACACCUCAGGGUGUGAAGUGCGGACCCUGUCCUGACGGCAUGGAGGGCAACGGUACCCACUGCACUGAUGUCGACGAGUGUACAGUUAUUCCGUGUCACAUGGGUGUGCGCUGCAUAAACACCUCCCCAGGUUUCCGCUGCGGCUCCUGUCCUGCUGGGUACACCGGCCCCCAGGUCCAGGGCGUCGGACUCGCCUACGCCACCGCCAACAAACAGGUCUGCAAAGAUAUCAAUGAGUGUGAAGGCAUCAACAAUGGAGGCUGUGUGGAGAACUCUGUCUGUAUGAACACGCCUGGGUCCUACAGGUGCGGCCCCUGCAAGACGGGCUAUAUUGGAGAUCAGCGGCGCGGCUGUAAGCCAGAGAGAGCCUGUGGAAACGGCCAGCCCAACCCCUGCCACGCCAGCGCCGAGUGCAUCGUCCAUCGAGAGGGUCGCAUCGAGUGUCAGUGUGGAGUCGGGUGGGCUGGAAACGGCUACCACUGCGGCCCUGACAUUGACAUCGAUGGUAUCCCUGAUGAGAAAUUGGCCUGUCCUGAGAAGACCUGCAACAAGGAUAAUUGUCUCACUGUUCCCAACUCUGGUCAAGAAGAUGCCGAUGGUGACGGCAUGGGAGACGCCUGUGAUGAAGACGCAGAUGGGGACGGGAUCUUCAACAUGCAGGAUAACUGUGUGUUGGUGCCUAAUGUUGACCAGAGGAACGCCGAUGAAGAUGACUUUGGCGAUGCAUGCGACAACUGCCGCGCAGUGAAAAACAACGACCAAAGAGACACGGAUGUGGACAAAUAUGGUGACGAGUGUGAUGAAGACAUCGAUGGGGAUGGAAUCCUUAAUCACCUGGAUAACUGCAAAAAAGUUCCCAACGCUGACCAGAAGGAUCGUGAUGGAGACAAAGUGGGAGACGCCUGCGACAGCUGUCCUUAUAUCCCAAACCCAGACCAGAUGGAUGCUGACAACGACUUGAUUGGAGAUCCCUGUGACACCAACAAAGACAGUGACGGUGACGGGCACCAGGACUCGAGGGACAACUGUCCGGCCGUCAUCAACAGCUCCCAGCUGGACACGGACAAGGACGGCCAGGGGGACGAGUGUGACGAUGACGACGAUAACGACGGCAUCCCUGACCUGCUGCCCCCCGGUCCGGAUAACUGCCGUCUGAUCCCCAACCCGCUGCAGGAGGACUCGAACGGUGAUGGCGUUGGCAACAUUUGCGAGGCGGAUUUCGACAAUGACACCAUCAUCGACACUAUCGACGUUUGUCCAGAAAACGCUGAGGUCACCGACACUGACUUCAGGGAGUACCAGACCGUCGUUUUGGAUCCGGAGGGCGACGCACAGAUCGACCCCAACUGGGUGGUGCUGAACCAGGGAAGAGAGAUAGUCCAGACUAUGAACAGUGAUCCUGGUUUGGCAGUGGGUUACACGGCUUUCAGCGGUGUGGACUUUGAAGGGACCUUUCAUGUAAAUACGGUGACGGACGAUGACUAUGCAGGAUUUAUCUUCGGCUACCAGGACAGCUCCAGUUUCUACGUGGUGAUGUGGAAGCAGGUGGAACAGAUCUACUGGCAGGCGAACCCGUUCAGAGCCGUGGCAGAACCUGGCAUCCAGCUGAAGGCCGUUAAGUCGAACACGGGUCCAGGGGAGAACCUGAGGAACGCCCUGUGGCACACCGGAGACACCAGCGAUCAGGUCAAACUCCUCUGGAAAGACGCUCGCAAUGUCGGCUGGAAGGACAAGACUUCUUACCGCUGGUUCCUCCAGCACCGACCCGCAGACGGCUACAUCAGAGUACGUUUCUACGAGGGUCCUAAGAUGGUGGCGGACACAGGUGUCAUCAUAGACGCCACGAUGAGAGGAGGUCGACUGGGAGUCUUCUGCUUCUCCCAGGAGAAUAUCAUCUGGGCCAACCUGCGUUAUCGCUGUAAUGACACUCUCCCUGAGGACUUCGACACUUACCGAGCCCAGCAGGUCCGGCUGGCGGUCUGAAGACACUGAGCGAGCCCAGGGAAUUCUGGGAAACACUUUCCAAAGCACAGCUGGGAUCAGAAAUAAAACCAUCACUUGUAUACAAAGGCUUGUAAGAAGUCAACCAAAUAUGUUUUAAA
Trematomus bernacchii (emerald rockcod) is the source of this 2383-nucleotide messenger RNA. It is a transcript of the gene comp, whose product is annotated as cartilage oligomeric matrix protein. The coding region runs from base 27 to 2264 and encodes 745 amino acids. Gene Ontology annotation, biological process: cell adhesion. NCBI's taxonomy places the organism in Eukaryota, Metazoa, Chordata, Actinopteri, Perciformes, Nototheniidae. Gene Ontology annotation, molecular function: calcium ion binding. The record is from RefSeq and is a predicted model, not a curated record. Gene Ontology annotation, cellular component: extracellular region. The transcript has 19 exons.